This is a messenger RNA of Solanum dulcamara, 668 nucleotides long. Its product is annotated as ethylene-responsive transcription factor 13-like. The record is from RefSeq and is a predicted model, not a curated record. The coding region runs from base 5 to 532 and encodes 175 amino acids. NCBI's taxonomy places the organism in Eukaryota, Viridiplantae, Streptophyta, Magnoliopsida, Solanales, Solanaceae. Gene Ontology annotation, molecular function: DNA-binding transcription factor activity; DNA binding. Gene Ontology annotation, biological process: regulation of DNA-templated transcription; ethylene-activated signaling pathway. The transcript has a single exon.
AAAAAUGAAUCCAUCUGAUUUUUCCCUCCUUCAAUCUAUACAACAUCAUCUUCUUAAUGAUUCUGAUAUUCCACAUAUAUUUUCAGUUAUUGAUUCCAAUAAUAGCCCUACCUCUAGUUUUAGUAAUUCCCCUAAUUCUACCCAAAAUAAUUUCGAUUAUGGGGAAUUAACACCAUUAAUAAACCCUACUACUACUACUUUAGAAUCCCCCGAAAAACCCGAGGAGACCGUGGCGGCGGAGAGUGUGACACACGCGCCACAAGAUUGGAAGCGGUACCGAGGAGUAAGAAGGCGGCCGUGGGGGAAAUUCGCGGCGGAGAUAAGGGAUCCGAAUAAGAAAAAUGCGAGGUUAUGGUUAGGGACUUAUGAGACACCGGAGGAUGCAGCAUUGGCUUAUGAUCAAGCCGCUUUCAAGAUUCGUGGCUCGAAAGCUCGGCUUAAUUUUCCUCAUUUAAUCGGCUCGGGCGUGCCUGAGCCGGCUAGGGUGAACCCUAGGCGUCGAUCGCAUUCGCCGGAAUCAUCAUAUAUAUGAUAAUGGAACACCAAGAAAACUAUAUAUUUGAGUGUUAUAUAGGUUUUGUUGUUUAGUUAAUAUAUUUUGAUUUAGAGUAAAUUUCAAUUUUGUAAUACUGGGAAACAAAUAAAAUAGUUAAGUCGUGCUACAUUUU